Molecule: messenger RNA, 2304 nt
Organism: Penicillium lagena
Lineage: Eukaryota; Fungi; Ascomycota; Eurotiomycetes; Eurotiales; Aspergillaceae
Product: putative ubiquitin fusion degradation protein (Ufd1)
Exons: 1
Coding region: 1-2304 (767 amino acids)
Cellular component (GO): VCP-NPL4-UFD1 AAA ATPase complex
Molecular function (GO): polyubiquitin modification-dependent protein binding
Source: RefSeq, a predicted model, not a curated record
AUGGCCAGUGACACUACACAAGAUACGUCCCUGCGCUGGUCCUCCCAACUCUCGGUCGCUCCUCCGUGGCGAGCUCCCAAGCUACCCGGUGAUAAGAUCACCCUUCCACAGUCCGCCCUCGAACAACUCUUGGCCGCCGCUCCCGUAAGCGCCGUCGCCUCGCAAAAUCCGCGGACGCACACGGCCGCCUUCGACCCAUUUAACCCACACACCUUCGCCGCCGAGUCUCGCGCGCGCCAACAGUUCGAGCAGCGCCAACAGCAGCUUCCGCAUCCGCUGACCUUCCGCAUUGUCAACCCCCGCAAUGGUCGUUUCAUCUACGCGGGCAUCCGUGAGUUCUCGGCGCAGGAGAAUGAGGUUGUCAUGAGCGCGCUGCUUCGGGAGGCGCUGGAGAUUGACGACGCGGAACUUUCACAUAUGAAUGGCGGAGCGCGGGGAGAAGAGGAUAUGAUGGACCCAGAGUUGCCGGUGGACCAACUUCCCCAAGGCCCUGCAGUCACGGUGCAUGCAAAGCAACUGCCGAAAGGUUCUUAUGUUCGUCUCCGUCCGUUAGAAGCUGGGUACGACCCCGAGGAUUGGAAGGCUCUACUCGAGCGUUACUUGCGGGACAAUUUCACAACAUUGACUGUGGGUGAGCUGCUGGCGGUAUCCGGGACGCGAAAUGAAUCGUUUCGGUUUCUAGUCGACAAAGUAUACCCCGAGGGCGAAGGAAUCUGUGUUGUGGAUACGGACCUGGAGGUUGAUAUAGUGGCAUUAACGGAAGAGCAAGCGCGGGAAACGUUACAAAAACGCCUGGAGAAGGCCUCGCGUGCUCCUGGCACACAGAGCGGCAGCUCGAUAGGUGGCACGCUCAGCCUGGGAGAGAAUGUGACAGCACAAGUCGUGCCGGGGGAGUACGUGGACUACGAGAUUCGAGAUUGGAUUCGGCAGAACACGAUUGAGAUCGAACUCACGACGUUGGAUGAAGCAGACGCAUACCUUUUCAUCAGCCCCCUUUCUUCGCACCAACAGAGUCGACCUAGAGCAGACGAACAUGUACUGGGGGAUUUCUCGUCCCGGUCGACUAAGCGACUCCGACUUCAACCAACCAACGUCGCUCUCGAAGGAGCGGAGGCUCUCUAUAUAUCGGUCCAUGCAUAUUCUAUGUCCGGUUCAGAACCACAACCACCUGUGCAGUAUAAUCUCCGGAUUACAGCAGAUUCUACCCGUGCCGAGGCAGAGACAGAACACGAGGCCGAAUCGCACGAGCCUGGUGAUGUACAAUGUCAAAACUGCCAGCAGUGGGUACCGCAGCGGACAUUGGUUCUGCAUGAAAACUUCUGUCUCCGCAACAAUGUGCGCUGCCCUCAGUGUAGCAACGUCUUUCAAAAACGAUCUCCCGAGUGGCAAAAUCAUUGGCACUGCGCCCAUGAUUCGGCCCAUGGGAACGAUACCACCAGCAAGAGCAGACACGAUGCCAUCUUUCAUGAGGAAUAUGCAUGUCCAAGUUGCGGUGUUCGCACGGAGGGACUGCCAUCUUUGGCACAACAUCGAACCACUGUGUGUCCGGGGAAGCUGAUCCUUUGUCAAUUCUGUCAUCUGCUCGUGCCACAGAAGAGCGACUCUGACCCUGAUCUAUAUGACCCCGAGGUUGUGCUCUCGGGCCUUACGCCACAUGAGCUGGUCGACGGUGGCCGCACAACUGAGUGUCAUCUGUGCAACAAGAUCAUUCGUCUGCGGGAUAUGAAGACCCAUCUCCGCCAUCACGACUUGGAACGUCUGUCCCGGCCAGCGCCUCGCAUCUGUCUGAAUCAGAACUGCGGACGGACGCUGACUAGCGCGGGAAAUGAGUCUCUUGGCCUAUGCAAUAUAUGCUUUGGACCGCUCUACGUGGACACCUAUGAUCCAGAAGGCAAGGCGCUGCGCCGCCGCAUCGAACGACGGUAUCUCUCACAGAUGAUGACUGGAUGUGGCAAACCCUGGUGCCAGAACGAGUAUUGCAAGAACGGGAAGCAGAAGAGAUCUGGUACCAGUUCGGGUACCAUGAGCGCAGCAGAGACAUUGAAGCUGAUGCGCCCCAUUGUCGAUGCGAUCAACACCCAGCCUGACGUGGCCAACACCGCGCCCCUAUAUUUCUGCACAGAUGAGAUCGGCCAGCAUCGCCGCAUCCUGGCAGAAAUGCUGGCAGCAGAAAGCAAAGCAGACGGCAAGGCGUAUGGUCUGGCGUGGUGUGUGGCCGGCGCUGAAGCUGCAGGAGGCGAUCUGGAGAAAACGCGAGAAUGGCUGGCUAAAUGGGCACCCACGCAGGGCGAGGGCUUGCCAUAA